Messenger RNA from Esox lucius (northern pike), 2193 nucleotides. RefSeq names its product protein phosphatase, Mg2+/Mn2+ dependent, 1Db (gene ppm1db). NCBI's taxonomy places the organism in Eukaryota, Metazoa, Chordata, Actinopteri, Esociformes, Esocidae. The record is from RefSeq and is a predicted model, not a curated record. Gene Ontology annotation, biological process: protein dephosphorylation. Gene Ontology annotation, cellular component: cytosol; nucleus. Gene Ontology annotation, molecular function: mitogen-activated protein kinase binding; protein serine/threonine phosphatase activity; cation binding. Bases 213 to 1949 code for a protein of 578 amino acids. The transcript is spliced from 6 exons.
CCAGGAGGUGGCGCACUGGAAUGCAGAACUCCCACAGUUGCUGUAUCUCUGACGUCAAGACGUUUCUGGGCAUGCCUACAAGCGCUUGAACAUAAACAAAGACCUAAAGCGGGUGAUCGAUCGUUAGCAGCCAUAAACUUAACUUGAAAUACUUUUGAAGCCUUUUAGGUACUACAAACAACCAGCAUCUGAAGCAAGAAGUCUCUUUUGCCAUGGAAAACGCAUUUUUGAUGCGAGUGAGUAUUUUCUCCGACCAGGGAGGUAGGAAAUACAUGGAGGAUGUUACCGAGGUUGUAGUGGAGCCCGUGCCGGGGGAAGAUGAGCUAAACUCGGACGAACAGGACGAGACUAAAGGAGACAACACAACGUUCGACAAUGUACCCGAAAAGCCUGAACACGAACAGCAAGAUCGGACUGCACAUAACGUAUUGAACGACCAUCUGUCUGUCCCUGCACCCACUACAGUUGCAUGGACAGAAAAUGUACAAAAUGGGGACCAAAGUUGUGCAGCGGCUGCACCGGCGGUGUCCACCGUGGAGAGUUCACCGGCUACGACCGAAAGCGAGAACCAUGCCCACCAAUCGGUCGCUUUCUUCGCUGUGUUCGAUGGGCACGGAGGCCGCGAGGCAGCGCAAUUCGCACGGGACUAUUUGUGGGAAUUCAUAAAGAAACAACGGGGAUUUUGGUCCAAGGAUGACGGGGAAGUAUGUGCAGCUAUUCGGAAAGGAUUCGUUGCCUGCCACCAUGCCAUGUGGAAAAAGCUGCCUGAGUGGCCCAAGACCCUAACCGGGCUGCCCAGCACGUCGGGGACCACGGCCAGUGUGGUGGUCAUUCGCGGGGACCGCAUGUACGUGGCCCACGUGGGCGACUCGGCCAUAGUGCUGGGGGUCCAGGACGACCCGACCGACCAGUUCAUCCGGGCCGUGGAGGUCACACAGGACCACAAGCCGGAGCUACCCAAGGAGAGGGAGCGCAUCGAAGGGCUCGGGGGAAGUGUGAUAAAGAAGUCUGGUGUGAACCGGGUCGUAUGGAAGCGACCCAGGCUGACCCACAACGGCCCAGUCCGGAGAAGCACUGUCAUAGACCAGAUCCCUUUCUUGGCAGUGGCACGGGCUCUAGGGGACCUGUGGAGCUACGACUUCUACAGCGGGGAGUUUGUGGUGUCCCCGGAGCCGGACACCUGCGUUCUGACCCUCGACCCGCGCAAACACCGCUACGUCAUUCUCGGCAGUGACGGCCUAUGGAACAUGGUGCCCCCGCAAGACGCCGUCUCCAUGUGCCAGGACAACGACGAGGCCAUGGCUCCGUGCGGCGUGUCCAGCGCCCGCCAGCUGGUGAGCCAUGCCCUCCUGAGGUGGCGCCAGCGAAUGCUCCGCGCGGACAACACCUCGGCCAUCGUGAUUGCCCUGCAGGAUCCGGGAGUCCCGCAGGAGCCCCUGCACCACGAGGAGGUGCUGCUCAACCUGGCCGAGGGGCAGCGCUGCGGCCCGGCUUCCAGCUCUCGCUCCAAUACGCCCCUCAUCAAGGCUCCGGACAUGGUUGUGACGUCUGCUGUGUGUGAGCUCCUCCCGACGCUGGAGCGGCGGAACGGCCUCUUGGGGAGCAGCCUGUACGCCCUGGCCCUAUCGGAUCCCUUCGGCGCGCCCCUCUCCGAGUCCGACGACGACUCCCGCACUGGGUUUUCCCCGGCGGACAGCGACCCCGCCCCAGGGCAGGACAUUAGCGAUGUCGCCACCAGGACGUCCGGCAGCAAACGGACGCUGAACGAAAAGUCGCCGAACCCCAUCCUGCCGGCAAAGAGGAACCGGCGAAAGAAUGGCGAGAGAAUGCCAACGGCGGGGGUGGCUAACGCUCAGGGGAAGGACCAAAACCCGGCGGCGCCGCCGACCAAUGUGUCCCCUGCACUCCUCCAACAGCAACAUGGGAAGACCACUGUAUGUGUGUGUUGAGACAAACGGACACACACACACACGACACUCCGCAGACACACAGAACCUCCAUGUCAUUCAUACAAAUGGGGACUUAAGACUAAAUGAGACACCGAAGGACGUUCUGCCUCUUGUUCCGCAGGCUUUGUACAGACUAGAGACUAAAGACCAAUCACUUUCAGGAUCCCACCGAGUGUGUGUUUGUGUGUGUUUUAGGUCUAACUAUACCCGUGGGGACCAAAUGUCCCAAUGAUUAUAGUAAAAC